Messenger RNA from Arabidopsis thaliana (thale cress), 818 nucleotides. RefSeq names its product root meristem growth factor (gene RGF3). The record is from RefSeq and is marked reviewed. Gene Ontology annotation, biological process: signal transduction; regulation of root meristem growth. The transcript has 2 exons. Gene Ontology annotation, molecular function: growth factor activity. Lineage: Eukaryota; Viridiplantae; Streptophyta; Magnoliopsida; Brassicales; Brassicaceae. Bases 344 to 610 code for a protein of 88 amino acids. Gene Ontology annotation, cellular component: extracellular region.
AAAUUGUAAGAAAAUAUUAUCAGAAAAAUAAAGGAAGAUAUCAAGUUUUGAAGGAGAAUAUAAAAGAGUCAUGACUACUUUGUCAAAGAUUCUAUGUGUGUUGAUCAUUCUUCUUUUAUGUUUCUCCUUUCGCUAUUCACUUCAUGGUUUGUGUGUUUCUCUCUCCUCACAGUAUCUUCUUUUGCAUCUAAAAGAGCAAAAUCAUAAAGCCUAUAUAGUCUCUAACUUUUAUUUUACUUUUAGUUGCAUGCAUAAUUAUACAUACACAUGCAUGCAUGACAAUUAUUGUCUUACUAGAAUCACUACUCAAGUGUAGAUAAAUAAUAACCUAAUUGUUUGUUCUAUGGUUUUAGAAGAUGGGAAUCAACAGUCAAGCCGUGACUUCGUUUCAACUGCUAAGGCGAUUAAAUAUGGUGAUGUGAUGAAAAAGAUGAUACGAGGACGAAAACUGAUGAUGGCAAGUGGCGAAAAAGAAGAAGCUGAAACGAAGAUGAAGAGAGGAAAUAGAGAGACAGAGAGAAACUCAAGCAAAAGUGUUGAAGAAGAUGGACUUGUAGCUUACACUGCUGAUUAUUGGAGAGCUAAGCAUCAUCCUCCCAAGAACAACUAAUAUAAAAUAAUAAUAAGCAUGCCAGCUUCUACAUAUGAAUAUCUCUAUAGAUAUAUAACCUUAUAAUAUUAAGUGAAAUAUGUUUGUUAUAUGGUGUGUUUAAUUAAUAUGCUUUUGAAGUUUUGUUUACGUUGUAACGGCUUGUUUAAUGGUUUACAUGUAAACCAAAAUUUUGAACCUUUGAAGCUUUCUUUAAUAUAUAUAUAUG